AUGACGCUCACGCGCGACGAAAACGACACGAAUCACCAACCCACGGAGACGAGUCCCCUCCUCAGUGACCUGAAUGAUGGAGCCGCCGCCCCCGCCCCCGCCGCCGCCGACCCAGAGAGCGCGCAGCCAGGGGUUCCAGAGACGGGAGCCGACGACGAGAUCGCGCUGGCCGAGGAGCCUUCCACGACGAAGCUGGUCGCGAUUAUGGGGGCGACGUGGAUUGGGGUUUUCUUUGCUGCGUUGGACACAACCAUCGUCGCGACCCUCACAGCCCCAAUCUCCUCAUCCUUCGACUCCCUCUCGCUCCUCUCCUGGCUUGCCACAGGCUACCUGAUCGCCAACUCAGCCUGCCAACCGCUGUCGGGAAAACUGACCGACAUCUUCUCUCGACGAUGGGGGCUCAUCUUCUCCAACGUCUUCUUCGGCGCCGGCACGCUGCUGUGCGGUCUCGCACCGUCCGCGGGCGCCAUUAUCGCUGGGAGGAUCGUCGCGGGCGUCGGCGGCGGCGGGUUGACGUGUAUUGCGACAUACAUCACCAGCGACCUCGUUCCCCUCCGGCGCCGGGGUCUGUGGCAGGGUUAUGGUAAUUUGGUGUACGGGCUGGGCAUGGGUCUUGGGGGUGUGUUUGGCGGUGUGUUGUCGGACAAAUUGUCCUGGCGCUGGGCUUUUCUGUUACAGGUUCCCUUUAUCGCCGUGUCCGGCGUCAUGGUCGUGUUUCUGGUCGACAUCCCCGUCAACCCGUCGACGCGACCGGCGCUGUCGCGCAUCGACUUUUUAGGGAGCGGGUUCCUGGUCGCCAGUUUGGUCCUGCUGCUCCUGGGUCUCAAUACCGGCGGCAACCAGCUUCCCUGGUCGCACCCUUUGAUCAUCGCCGCGCUGGUGCUCUCGGUGCUCACGCUGCUCACCUUUAUGUACCUGGAAUCGCAACCGCGCUGGGUCCCCGAGCCCGUCCUGCCGGUGAUGCUCAUCGCGCGCACACGGACCGUGCUCGCGGCCUGCCUGGCCAACUGGUUCGGGACCAUGGCCGCCUUCCUGGCCAUCUACUACGUGCCCCUGUACCUGCAGAUUCGGGGGCUGUCGGCCACGGCCGCGGGACUGCGCGUCGUGCCGCUCGCCGCCGCCACGUCGCUGGGCAGUCUGGCGAGCGGGUUCCUCAUGCGCGCCACGGGGCGGUAUUACGCGCAGAUGGUCGGCGUGAUGGUGGUCUUCGUCGCGGGCCAGGCCCUGAUCUGUUCCUUCCAACUCGACACCCCAAGCUGGAUGACGUUUGUGUUCCCUGCGCCCUUGGGCUUUGCCUAUGGCGGCAUGUUAACUGUCACACUGGUCGGCAUGAUCAGUUCUGUGGAUCACGCCCACCAGGCCGUCAUCACCGCGGCCUCGUACGCGUUUCGCUCCACGGGCUCCACCAUCGGCAUCACCAUCGCCGGCGCCGUCUUUCAGAACAUCCUGACCAAAGAGCUGCGCGCAGAUUUUGGGUCCUUGCCCGGCAGCGAAGGUGUUAUUCGCCGCAUCCGCGACUCCCUCGACGCCAUCAACCACCUGCCUCCCGGAUGGGAUAAGCCAACCGUCCUCAGCAUCUACAUGGAUGCCCUGAGGGGCGCCUUUCUCUCCGGAUUGGGUCUGGCUAUCCUGGCUGCCAUUGCUGGCCUGGGCAUGAAGGAGCAUAUCUUGCACAAGAAUCUCGCGAGGAAGUGA
Messenger RNA from Fonsecaea multimorphosa CBS 102226, 1695 nucleotides. RefSeq lists its product as uncharacterized. Gene Ontology annotation, molecular function: basic amino acid transmembrane transporter activity. The transcript has 2 exons. The coding region runs from base 1 to 1695 and encodes 564 amino acids. Gene Ontology annotation, cellular component: fungal-type vacuole membrane. NCBI's taxonomy places the organism in Eukaryota, Fungi, Ascomycota, Eurotiomycetes, Chaetothyriales, Herpotrichiellaceae. Gene Ontology annotation, biological process: basic amino acid transport; transmembrane transport. The record is from RefSeq and is a predicted model, not a curated record.